This is a messenger RNA of Talaromyces amestolkiae, 1221 nucleotides long. RefSeq lists its product as uncharacterized. The transcript is spliced from 3 exons. The coding region runs from base 1 to 1221 and encodes 406 amino acids. The record is from RefSeq and is a predicted model, not a curated record. Lineage: Eukaryota; Fungi; Ascomycota; Eurotiomycetes; Eurotiales; Trichocomaceae.
AUGGAUACUAUUGAAGAAUACAUGCAGCGGGCCACAGCCUCGGGCUCCGAUCAAAAAAUUCCAGGCGCUGUCCUGAUAGUCGCGAAUAAGGAUGGAAUCACGUAUUCCAAGAGUUUCGGCUCAAUGUCGCUGGAUCCUGCCUCAGAGCUGUCGACUAAGCCUCUCACUCCGGACACGACAAUGUGGAUAGCAUCAUGCACGAAACUUAUGACAGCCAUUGCCUCUAUGCAGUGCGUAGAGAGAGGGCUUCUCAAUUUGGACGAAGACGUCUCUAGUAUUUUGCCCGAGUGGAAAAACCCGCAAAUCCUUGUCGGAUUCGAGGAUGAUUCGGGAAAGCCCAUUCUCAAAGACGCCAAAAACAAACUCACGCUCAGAAUGCUACUCACGCAUCAGACCGGUCUGGGCUAUGGCUUUGCACAGCCUGAACUGAUGCGCUACUGCAAGUAUGCAAAUAUACCGCCAAUUGGCGAAAAGCGUAUUGUAUGCAUCCGACGCAGCGCCUGGACUUAUGGGGUCGGCCUCGAUUGGGCCGGUCAGAUGAUCGAGCGUGUGACCAACAAAACGCUAGGCUCAUUCAUGGAAGAAAACAUCUGGAAACCGCUUGGGAUGGAGGCAACAACGUUUAGGCUCCAAGAACGACCAGAUAUCAUAUCUAGGCGCGCGGACAUGUCAAUGAGAUCUGCCGAGGGAACUAUUGGUCCCAGCCCAACACGAUUCUUUCCUGACAACGCCAGCGAUGACCAGGGUGGUGGUGGGCUCUUUUCCUGUCCAGCGGAUUAUGCGAAGCUUCUGAUAUCGAUCCUGAAGAAUGACGGUACACUACUCAAGCCAUCUACAAUGGACGAUCUCUUCGCUCCAUGCCUGACUCCUGAUGGGACUGCAUCACUGCGUGAGAACAGAGCUGCAGGUUAUAAGUCCUUUCGGGAAAGCAAAGCAGGCUCCGAAGCAACAAAGCAACUCAUCCCACAAUAUGAAAUGAACUACUCUGUUGGUGGCCAGAUUUCAGAGAAAGGUUGGCUUAAUGGCAGAAAAUCUGGGAGCAUGUCCUGGGGUGGCCUGCCCAACUUGAUGUGGGUGAUAGACCGUGAGACGGGCGUUGCUUUCUUCUACGGUAGUCAGUUGCUACCACCUGGAGAUAGUGUUUCCAGGGCAGCCUUUGAGAGAUUUGAGUACGCGAUAUACAACGGGGAGCUUGGAGAUCUCGGUCUUAAAGCUUCGUGA